AUGCGACCACUUUCUCUGAAAGGCCACGAACGUGCACUCACGAGGGUCCGCUUCAAUCGCGAGGGAGACUUGCUCUUUUCGUGUGCCAAGGACAAGAAGCCUUGCGUGUGGUACACCGAAAACGGAGAGAGAAUCGGUAUGUGUUUGUUAUUCAUGUUUCUGUCAACAUAUCCGUUUUGCAGGAAGCUACGACGGACACAACGGAGCCGUCUGGGACAUCGAUGUCUCUUGGGAUACUUCGAAAUGCGUCACCGCUUCCGGAGAUCUUACUGUUAAGGUAAGGGAAAUGCCUAGUUUUUGCUAGAUGCAAAUUGUGCAUGUUUAGGUUUGGGACGCUGAACUCGGUUCGUGCCUCUACACCGUCAACCAUCAGACUCCGAUGAAGUCUUGCGGAUUCUCCUACUCUGGUAAUUAUUUAACUGAAAGUGAAUUGCAAGGCGCUGAUUUGUAGGAAACCUCGUGUGCUUCACGACCCAGAAGAUGACCAAGAACCUGUCUACUGUACAAGUGCGAGAUCUUCGUGAUUCUACCCAGAUGGGAGAGGGCGGCGAGUCCUUCUUUUUGACCCAGUUCGACGUCAACGCCACCAAUGCUCUGUUCACAAGAAUGGACGACGUCAUCACAAUCGGAUUCGAAUCGGGACUUCUUCAGCAAUACGAUCUGAGAAACCCGUCGACACCAAUCAACACAAACGAGAGUGUCCAUCGUGUUAGUUCAGAUUUCAAAAGUUUUUGAUAAGAGUUUUCCUAUUUUCAGUACAGCGUCCAAGAUCUGCAACUGUCUCCGAGCGGUGAUUUCUUGAUUUCUGCAUCGAGAGACAAGACUGCCGCGCUUCUGGACGUGAAUGACGUCAAGAAGCUGAAGCAGUACAAGUCGGAGCGUCCAGUCAACUCUGCGUGCAUUUCUCCAACUCGCGAUCAUAUCUGCCUCGGAGGAGGAGAAGACGCCAUGCAGGUCACGCAAACAUCCGUCUCUGCUGGUCAUUUCGAAGCAAAGAUCUAUCACAUGGUGUUCGAGGAGGAGUUCGCCCGGUUCAAGGGACAUUUCGGACCCAUCAACACGAUGGCAUGGCAUUCAUCCGGAACUAUCAUCGCUACUGGAGGAGAAGACGGUAUUUCCUGAGUCUUAGUGUCUUUGUACUGAUUCAAUUUUUCAGGUUAUGUGAGAAUUCAAGAGUUUGACGAGGACUACCUUGGAUUCACCUACGACUUCUAA
Caenorhabditis sp. 36 PRJEB53466 is the source of this 1215-nucleotide messenger RNA. The record is from the annotation of a GenBank genome assembly. NCBI's taxonomy places the organism in Eukaryota, Metazoa, Nematoda, Chromadorea, Rhabditida, Rhabditidae.